This is a messenger RNA of Daphnia carinata, 1446 nucleotides long. RefSeq names its product putative RNA-binding protein Luc7-like 1. The coding region runs from base 543 to 1361 and encodes 272 amino acids. Lineage: Eukaryota; Metazoa; Arthropoda; Branchiopoda; Diplostraca; Daphniidae. The transcript has 7 exons. Gene Ontology annotation, cellular component: U1 snRNP; U2-type prespliceosome. Gene Ontology annotation, molecular function: mRNA binding. The record is from RefSeq and is a predicted model, not a curated record. Gene Ontology annotation, biological process: mRNA splice site recognition.
CCAGAUGAGAGCUAUGUUAGACCAAUUAAUGGGAACGACGAGGGAUGGCGAGAGUUCUCGAUACAACGUCAAGUUCACCGAUCCUAAGGUCUGCAAGAGUUUUUUGCUGGGAUGCUGCCCUCAUGAAAUCUUGGCCUCAACUUGAUGUUAUAAUGGGGCAACAGAUUACUCUACGCUUUCUCAGUACCACAUUACACCUCAAGUGGCCGUAAGUAAGACUUAAUGGCAGUGGUGCGUUGCCAACCUCCUUUGUACCUUUUAAGAACAAUCCAACAGCUACUUUUAAUCAACAAAAAAGCAGUGGCUAGAAUUCCUGUCCCUAGUAAACAAAGUACACUGUUGGUUAAUCAACAAAGUAUGGCUACAGUGUCCAUGCUGAGCCAACACAGUGAGAAAGGGCUGUUGGGUAAGUGUGAAACCACGACUCCUCUUCAUUUACAACGGCUAUCUUUUUUGUUGCCUGGUUGACACAUUUCUGUCGUCAACCAACUUCGUGAAUUCGUGGUCUCUAUUCGUAUUUUCUACCUUACGAUUCUUAGCGGAUGGAUAUCGGAGAAUGCGCCAACAUCCACGAUUUAGCUCUUCGAGCGGACUACGAAAAAGCCAGCGAAUCCAAGGACUACGGCUAUCAAGUUGAUGCGAUGGAUCAUUUGACCACAUUUGUCGGUGAAUGUGACCGGAAGACGGAAGCAGCCAAAAAGCGAUUGGCUGAGACCCAAGAAGAAUUGUCGGCUGAAGUGGCCGCCAAAGCGCAAAAGGUUCAUCUUUUAGCAGAACAGAUUGGUCAGAAAUUGGCGAAGGCGGAGCAGUUGGGUGCGGAAGGAUUUGUUGAUGAAUCGAUGAAAAUGAUGGAAGAGGUCGAGGAGUUUCGGAAGAAGAAGGCCGCAGCUGAGCAAGAAUACCGGAAUGCUAUGCCAGCCUCUUCCUAUCAGCAACAGAAACUACGUGUCUGCGAAGUUUGUUCGGCCUAUCUUGGCAUCCAUGACAACGACCGUCGUCUGGCAGAUCACUUUGGUGGCAAGCUUCAUCUCGGCUUUAUUAAAAUCCGUGAGAAGUUGGCCGAACUUCAGGUAAAAGUGGAAGAGAGACGCCGUCAACGUCACGUUCAGCCUGUAACUGAAGACAGAGAGAAACAGAGGGAACGCCAGCGUGAGCGUGAGAGAGAAGAUCGUGAAAGAGAACGCGAAAGAGAAAGGGAAAGAGACCGACGGAGAGAGAGGCGUCGUUCACGCGAUAGGUCACCGGAACGACCCCGUGACAGACGCAAUGAUGGUAGGAACCGUCCUCGUUCUCCGGCCUCACGCAACCAUCGCCAACGGUCUUCCUCACGAGAUUCGGGGAUUCAUCCAGAAAAUUAUUAAAAUCAAAAGCAAUCAUGUGUUUUGAAAUCAUGAAGUCCCGCCCAUUGUCCAUCCUUUGUUUUUUGAAGUAAUACACCUGAAAUUU